Messenger RNA from Pseudoliparis swirei, 1219 nucleotides. Its product is annotated as NF-kappa-B inhibitor alpha-like. The record is from RefSeq and is a predicted model, not a curated record. Bases 57 to 980 code for a protein of 307 amino acids. The transcript is spliced from 6 exons. Gene Ontology annotation, molecular function: protein binding. NCBI's taxonomy places the organism in Eukaryota, Metazoa, Chordata, Actinopteri, Perciformes, Liparidae.
UACUCCGCUCUGACCUGCGCACCGACCCGCAGCUCUCUCUCCCUCGCGCAGUCGCAAUGGACGUCCACCGAGCACCGAGCCGCCACCACACGGACUACCGGGCGGACCGCGCGGAGCCCAAGCACGGGACGGCGGCGCCGCCGUGCCACGAGGACCGGGUCGACAGCGGCCUGGACUCCCUGAAGGAGGACGAGCUGGUGUACGAGCUGGAGGAGCUGCACAUGGACGCGCGCGAGGAGCGCACGCACGACUACGAGCCGUGGAGGCGCGCGCUGACGGACGACGGGGACUCGCUCCUCCACUUGGCCAUCAUCCAUGAAGCCACCGAUCAGGCCCUGCAGAUGAUCAAAGUGUCUCACAAUCACCCCUACCUCGACACGCAGAACCACCAGAGACAGACUGCGCUCCACCUGGCGGUGAUCACCGAUCAGCCCCAGCUGGUGGAGCGGCUCCUGAAGGCCGGCGCCGACCCGCGUCUGGCCGACGACGGCGGCGACGCGGCGCUGCACCUCGCCUGCAAGAAGGGCUCGCUGGCCUGCUUCAGCCUCAUCACGCAGAACUGCCAGCGCCACGUCGCCGCCAUGGCGGCGCGCCCCAACUACAGUGGACACAACUGUCUCCACUUGGCGUCCAUCAACGGCUACAUCUCAUUGGUCGAGAGCCUCGUUCAGCUGGGUGCCGACAUCAACGCGCAGGAACAGUGCAGCGGGCGGACGCCGCUCCACCUGGCCGUGGACCUCCAGAACCCGGCGCUGGUGCUCCGCCUCCUGCAGCUCGGCGCCGACGUGAACUGCCUGAACUACGGCGGCUUCGCGCCGUACCACCUGACCUACGGCCGCCAGAGCGAGGAGAUCCGCCGGCAGCUGUACGAGAAGACGGCGCGGGAGCUGCGGCGGCUUCCCGACAGCGAGUCGGACGACAGCGACGCCGAGGGCGCGUCGGAGGACGAGAUGUACGAUGACAUAAAGUUUGGGGAGUAAAGUUCGGUGGAAACGACGGUGACGCUGCUGCUCGGUGGGCUCGGCCCCCGACGACCCGGUCCUGGGAUCAGAAGAGGGUCCGGUCCAGAUCACAGGAGGAUCUGCACCGAGACCUCCGGAGUCCUCUGGAGACGACGUGUACAGUGUGGAUAGCAGACGUGUAAUAUAUUGUAAAUAGAGAUUAUUUUUGUACACGUGUGAAUUUAAACGCUAUAAAUAAAGACGAGUUUAUAAAUAAA